UUUAAUUACCAUAACUAACGUCCAUAAAAUUUAUUUAAGCUCAUCCUUCAUAAACACAAUAAAACAUACAUUCAUAAGUUAAUUUUAACUCAUAUUUAAAAUUUAUUUUUUUAAUUACGUAUAAAACUCUCAAUUUUCAAGUUCGUUUCAUGAAUCCCGCAUCCACCCCAGAUACAGUCUAUUAGUAUAAGGUCUAUGGUGCAUGUCUGCACUGCUUGUGUCUUGUGCUGCACAUGACAAUAUUUUAUGUCAAAAUACAUAGGCAUGUCAGCAACUCAUGAUACGCAGGUCUGUGACGUUAGCACCUCUCCGACUAGAUUAGCGGCGGUGUGGUGGUGGAUUCAUUGUUGGUGCGGCGGUGGCGGGGGCGGUGGACCAAUGAGAAACGGAGAAAUGCCACGUCACAGUACGUAGAUGGGCGGAGGGUGGAUGCGCGAUUCGCUUCAAAAACCGGAAUAUUGCUGACAUGCCUAUGUUAGGUUAGCCCAAAAUGUACGGUGCGUUUUUACGUUUCCGACUCGCGUAUACGGUGAUGCUCUAAAUAGUAAAUAGUAAAUAAUAUUUCUCUAUUCACUGGUCUGCAGUUCUUACUCGUUUAUCGUCAACGGCGCUGACGUUUUUGGUUUUUUUUAUUUUUUAUACUGUGGUUUUUAUUUUCGUUCGUUUCCCACUGUAUUUUCUUCAACGGUUAGUCGCCGCAGGUAGUAACACCGUCGAUACCAGUUCUCCGUUGGUGGUUGUUAACGAAGAAAACGUCGCCGUUAUCUCAACACAAUUUUGUCGGCCCGCGCUUUUUUGAGAGGCCUAGCUAGUCGUACGACACAAGCACACAUACCGAUUACUCUAAGAAGUACCAGUCAGACUUAGGACGCCGCAAUGUCUAUCACAUCAUUCAAGAAACGCGUCUGUUACUAUUACGACGGUAACAUAGGAAACUAUUAUUAUGGACAAGGUCAUCCUAUGAAACCACAUAGGAUUUCAAUGACUCAUAAUUUGCUUUUAAAUUAUGGUUUAUACCAAAAAAUGGAUAUAGCUAGACCUUAUGAAGUUACUGCAAAAGACAUGACCAAAUUUCAUAGUGAUGAGUACAUACAGUUUUUAAAAAGUAUUUGUCCUGAUAAUAUGAACAAUUAUAAAAUACAAAUGCAAAGAUUCAAUGUUGGUAAAGCUUCUCCAGUUUUUGAUGGUUUAUACAAAUUUUGUCAGCUAUCUGUGGGCGGAUCAGUAGGAGCAGCUGUAAAAUUAAAUAAACAAUCUGCAGAUAUUUGUAUCAAUUGGGGAGGUGGUUUACAUCACGCAAAAAAAUCUAAAGCCAGUGGCUUUUGUUAUGUUAAUGAUAUCGUACUUGGUAUAUUAGAAUUGCUUAAAUACCAUCAACGAGUGUUGUACAUUGAUAUUGAUGUCCAUCACGGUGAUGGUGUUGAAGAAGCAUUUUAUACAACUGAUAGAGUUAUGACUGUUUCAUUCCACAAAUAUGGUGGCAAAUAUUUUCCUGGUUCUGGAGAUCUCAAAAGUAUUGGUAAUGGAGAAGGAAAGCACUAUGCAGUUAACAUUCCCUUAAGAGAUGGAAUGGAUGAUGAUAGUUAUGAAUCAAUAUUCGUACCAAUAAUUACUAAAGUAAUGGAGAUGUUCCAACCUAGUGCAGUUGUAUUACAAUGUGGAGCGGAUUCACUUACAGGAGACAAGCUUGGAUGCUUUAAUCUAACUAUUAAAGGUCAUGGCAAAUGUGUUGAAUUUGUAAAACGUUAUGGCUUACCCCUUCUUAUGGUUGGCGGAGGUGGUUAUACUAUUCGAAAUGUAUCUCGAUGUUGGACAUUUGAAACAGCUGUGGCCUUAGGAGCUGAAAUUGCUAAUGAAUUGCCAAAUAAUGACUAUUACAAAUAUUUUGGCCCCGAUUUUAAACUUCAUAUCAGCCCUUCGAAAAUGAAAAAUAGAAAUACUACAAAGUCUUUAGAAAAGAUUAAAAACCAUCUCUUUGAAAACUUAAGAAUGCUACCUCACGCCCCAGGAGUUCAAGUCCAAGCUAUACCAGAAGACGGAGUACGCAACGAGUCAGAAGAUGAAGAUAAUGUUAACCCAGAUGAAAGGAAUCCUCAAUCUAUUACAGAUAAAAAAAUUUCACCUGAUAAUGAAUUUAGUGAUAGUGAAGAUGAAGGAAUGGCUCCUGGUGUAGGGGGUGGUGGCCGAAAAGAUAAUAGAUCUUAUAAAAAUGUCAAAUAUGCUAGAAAACGAUCAUGUUUGGACUCAAAUAGGAUGGAAGUCAAUGUACCAGAAUUUAAUAUUCUAAAAGAUGAUAAAGAAGAUAAAUCUGUUAGUUCUGAUGAUUCUAAUAAAAAGAAUGCUGUCAAGUCUUGAAUUUAUGACUAAAAUAUAUAAUACAAUUGUAAAUAAUUAAAAGAAAAAAGUAAAACAAUGAUUUACUGUCAUUCA
Molecule: messenger RNA, 2430 nt
Organism: Rhopalosiphum padi (bird cherry-oat aphid)
Lineage: Eukaryota; Metazoa; Arthropoda; Insecta; Hemiptera; Aphididae
Product: histone deacetylase HDAC1-like
Exons: 9
Coding region: 877-2355 (492 amino acids)
Molecular function (GO): histone deacetylase activity
Source: RefSeq, a predicted model, not a curated record